Messenger RNA from Anopheles gambiae (African malaria mosquito), 10284 nucleotides. Its product is annotated as cGMP-specific 3',5'-cyclic phosphodiesterase. Gene Ontology annotation, molecular function: 3',5'-cyclic-nucleotide phosphodiesterase activity; protein binding. The transcript has 15 exons. Gene Ontology annotation, biological process: signal transduction. The record is from RefSeq and is a predicted model, not a curated record. The coding region runs from base 4176 to 7670 and encodes 1164 amino acids. Lineage: Eukaryota; Metazoa; Arthropoda; Insecta; Diptera; Culicidae.
GUCGGACGCCACCGACACACCGACACGCGAUGAUGAUACGCCAGUUCCGAUGGAGGGGUCUUUGAGGGCGCAUCUUCCCCGAAAUGAUAGUGUUCUGCUUGGCACGUGUCCAAUCGUCUCGCCCGGAUUGCGUUUGCUGCUCGUACGGUUGUGAGAAAGUAAGCAAUACUACCUUCACCUUUCGCUUUGUGUUGCGAUAGAAGACGUUAGAAAGAGUUUAGCUUAGACAGAGUUUUGAAAAGUGUACUUUAGCUCGUUUAGUAUGCAAACAGUGAUGACUGUUAGUUUUGUUGUGUAGGUACGGUGGUGCGUGGGGCUCUUACAAUUAUGUCGCCUGGUGUUUGACCCGGGGGUGACACCACCAACUCAACUCGGGUGUGACUCAAGGUGGAUGAGUAUUCUCAGUGGAAAGGCAAAUGCAUUGAAAUGACGUUCUAAUUUGUCCCAGUAAAAAAAAAACGUACAAUAAACUAUUUUCUAGAUGACCAGAAACCACGACAGAGCGUCGCGAAGUGUAUUGCGUCAAAAUUCGUCUAUAAUUACAUAAAAGGGCAACUUCAAGCAAACUGUAACCUCAAACGGUUACGACGAUGUCCUCUCUCGGUGACGAUUGGGAAGCGUUCCCAUCAUUUGCUUGAGAUGAGCUGUGUAUGUGUGUUUCUGUCUGCGUUUCACCUUCCGCCCCUUUGUUGCUAUUCCCUGUGCCGUUUCCUUUAGCCGUUUCCUGCACCAAACCGAGAGUCGUAAUCUGCUGCCGUAGCUGUUCACUCUCUUUGAGCUGGAACUGUGGAGACAACACAAACCCCCGAGCACGCUCCCGGGAUGAGUGACGAACGUGUCGGCGUGAGUGCACGCGUUAAAAGGUGGCUUUGCGAUAACGCAACGCACAGCGCGCGCGGGACUCGGGCAGGCACAUGGUAAAUAUUGACAAACGGGUCGAUUGCCAAUCGGUCAGCGUCAGUGAUCAAGUGCAGCUGUGGUGUGCUAGUGGUGUUGAUGAAUUACAGUGCGCGGCUUCAUUCCUCGAUUCUGGGCUUCCGUGAGUGCGAGUGUGCGUGAUUGUUAGAGAAGCGUAAGAAAACGUGCCGAUCGUCAGCUGGAACGGUUGUGGCAGAGCUGCCAUCGCAAAAUUGUGUACCAAUAAAUAGUGGCGUUGUUUGUGCGAUUCAAAGUGCUCUAUUGCGUAAAUUGUCAGCCAAUCGUUUGGAUCCAUAGAAUGAGCGGCACAGAGAGAAUGAAAGAAAGAGAGAGAGAGAGACGAAGAGAGAAAGACAGAGAGAAGGAGCACAAGAAAGGUUGAGAGAGACAACCGCCAAACGGUUGAUUAGUCCCACGACAACGACAUGACAGUGACAGCAAAACAAUCAACUCGAUCAGCCAAACAAACACACAGACACACACAUACACACACACGCCUAGCGGCUCCCAUUUCAAUGGGGUUUGAGUUGGACGAUUGAAUGAAGGAGUGACGCGCAUCAGUUUGCGGCUUUCUGAUUAGCGAUUGGCAUCGGUGUUCGGCGUUAAGCGAACUGCGAAACGAUACUAUUAAACAAAUGACCCGGGCGACAGAUGGGACGCACACGAUUGAUCAAGGGAACGAUCAAACGAUCGAUUGAAAUGAGUAUGCUGUCUGUCGUUUGCGGCCACUGUGAGCUGAUUCAUUGUUGGGUCAAAGUAAAUGAAACAUAACGAAUUCCAUGCACAGAAGAACAGUUUCCAUUGUUCAAUAUUAGGAGCCAUUUCAUUGGGUUUUAUUAAGCAUGGCUUGUGAAAGUCUGUUACUUAUAUGACUUUUUAUAAUAUUGUACUGUCUUUUCGUAGUAUUCAGUUUGGUAUUUUCUCUCCCACCAUUGUUUUUCUUCUUCUCGUUUUACGUUUUAAAAUAGUGUUCUAGAGCUAAGAGUGAUUUUAUUCUUGGCAUACAUUGCAUCGCUAUUCAAGACAAUUCUUUGAAUUAUAACGUAACGUUAAUGAAAUGAAAUCCGAAAAAUAACGCUUUUAUUGUGUACAAAAAAAGGCGUAUUGAUGAAAAGUUUUAUUAAGAAUAAUAGAAAAACUUAACAUCAAUUUGUGUUAAAUUGUACGUUUGUACUGCAAAAGCAAACUAGCAGCAAUUUCGUAAGGAUUUCGCUAUGUCUUUGGGUGUAUCGAAGUCGGUUAAAAAUAGAGCGUUACAAUGCGUUUUACAUAUUGCAACCGUUAAAUUUUUCGUUACGAUGGUAUUUUUUGUGUCAGGAACUGGCCUUAUAAGAACGCAUAAAACGCAAAACAUGGAAAAAAUAUGUUUGUAAUAAUUUGUUUUAUGUAAAAAAUUGUCAUUUUACCAUAAUCAAUCGUGUCGGUUAACAUCAAUCAGGUCAGUCAACUAAUGAAGCAAAAUGUUCAAAUUCAUGCUAAGCAAUCAAGAACAAGUAAUGGACAGAGUAUUUACGAGUUUUACCAACGAGCUCUAUUUUUUACUAAUAUAAAAUGCUUGCGUCCUUUCUGUGUGUCUAGUUUCACCCACUGUGUACAACAAUGUAUUUACAGCGUCACUCGGUAGUAUUCAUAGCACUCGCGCCACUCAUGCAUUCUGCAGCAGUGAGAUCCAUCCCAGCGGAGAAAAUCACUCACCGGACAGCAACAUCACUCUAGCAUACUUUGAGUGGGCUACCAUUUUCCCCUAACUUGGCAUUUAUUUUCCUUUGUUUCCUUGCCAACAGUCCCGAGCAGCUGUGUUCUACUGCUCGCAUACACUCUUGCACAAAAACAAACCCACCAACCAAUAAAAAAAUACCUCCAAUACUCUAACUCUCUCGCUCUACUUUGCUCUCCAUUUUGCCCUCGCACUUGGAAGGGAAAAGCGGGAAAAGCCAGCCCUUUAGAGAGCGAACGGCGCCAACCCACACGCGAAAAUCUCACCUCGUUGCUCACCAAGUGCGCACACAGGCUGGAUCCACACACUAGCAUGGAGCUUACGGCUCGGGCCAGGUUAGACUCGUGACAGCUUCCGACCGAAACGGUGGUGGUUUGCACUGCUCGCCAAUGCUGUUAGGGUUUUCCGGUGUACUUGUGUACUGGUGGGCAGAAUUAUACAGUGCACAAUCGUUCUACCAUCCUUACCCAGCGUCGUCGUGGCCGUGUGUGCGGUUGUGAGUGUGUGUGUGUGUUUAAUGUGAGCAUUUAGCCCGUGGCAGACGCUUGCUGAACGACGGCCCUUUGCUCGGAUGAACGAGGUAAUACCGCGGCGGUUUUGGGCUGGUAAGCCACUGGCAAGCCAGCUGGCGUGUGGGAAGGAGGGUGCGUGUCUAGGCGCCGAUCCGAGGACGAGGUCAACCGUGCCGAAAUCCAUUGAUCCCCGGGCAAAGCCGUGUCGCGCAUAGUGUGCAAACCGAUCGCCCGUCGGGGCACGUGUGCUUAGGUUGUGUGUGGCUUUAGGUGUUUGUCUGUAGCAAAAAGGAGCCAACCUACGGUAGAAAAGUGAUAGUGUACACUUGUAACUUGGUGUGUUUGUGAUACAGUUCCCGGUCGGUUAAGCGUUUGCAAAUUGGAUGUGGCUGAAAAUUAAAGUGAUGGUUUAGCUCGCGGCGUGUGGUGUCGUUGUCGCCGUCAUUGUAGUGGCUGAAUGAUGAAACCGAAAGGCGAACCGAAGCUAACCGGGCUGAAAGGAAAGUGAUUUUCUGUGUACUUGAAAGCACCAAGCGGAAGCACAUCCUGUGUGCGUUCGAGAAACAAGAAGAAGCACCCAAAAUCGGAUCAACAUUAGGCGCCAUAAUCAUCACCGCUUCGCUAGCGGGGAUUUUCCUCAACAUCUUAAUUGGCGCUAAAAUACUAUUUGAUUGCGCCCAUCGUUCGACGUCCUCGUCGUGUGUCCGUGUUCGCUCUCAGUGUGAAAUCGGAGCCGUAGAUGGUUAACAUUUUUGUCGAUGCUCAAGUUAACGGUGUGCGUUUUUGUGCGUGGUGUAAUAGUAGCUUAAGGUGAAAGUGUCACACGUGUAAUGUGAACAAUUAAACGACGAUUUAGAGUGUGUGCGUGCGAUAUGGUACAUGGAGAGGUUCUGGCAUCCGCACUGGCGGAUGUAAUAGUAACCGUCCGGCCUGGUAUUUAGGCAAGCAGUAAAGCAGCACAUUUCACUCCCGUACCGCUCCAGCGGUAACCUCAGGAAGACAACGCCGAGUACGCUUGCUAUAGAGCCAUGGAAUCGACAGAGACACGCGAUUGGCCGCAGAAGAACGGCAGCAACAAUAUUGAUGGUCAUGGUGUUCAAUCGACGUCCGUCCCGUCCUCCGCGGUAGAUUCGUCCGACCCAGCUGAACAGCCGCUCAACAAUAAUGGCGACCGCAACGACAAUGGCACUGGUUGCUGUACCGUUCCGAAGCUGGGCUCGCCGCGUCCAUCGAGUCCGGCCGAAAAUGGCGAGAGUGCUAAUUGCACCCUAAUGCGCAGCAAUUCCCGUCCCUCGACGGACGAUGGCAAUCUGCUGUCGCCAAAUACGUCCCGGUCCAGCAUGUCCCAGUCCCAAUCGCCCACCCACCAUCAUCUGUCGCCGUCCCACCGGUCAGCGCCGGCCGACUCGCUCUGCUCGCUCGAGGAACUGGACGAGGUCGGUGCGUUUUUUGAGGAGCAUUCGGCCGCCAUCGAACGUUGGUUCCGUGAGCGGGCACCGAACGACGUCGUUGCCAAGCUGCAGUCAAUUACCGCCGGGGACACGUCCAAGUCACCAAAAUCGCCGCACCGCGCGUCGGUUACCUCGGACCUGUUCCAGCAAUGGCUGGCAUCGUCGCCGGUAAAGAAAUGCCGUUCGCCGACCUCCCGGAGCUCCAUCUCCAACCGCAGCCAUCUGGCCGACCUGGACGAGGGCGAACUGUUCAUGGAGCUGAUACGGGACGUGGCCAACGAGCUCGACAUCGACGUGCUGUGUCACAAGAUACUGGUCAACGUGGGCCUCCUGACGCAUGCCGACCGUGGUUCGCUGUUCCUGGUGAACGGACCGCCCUCGGGGAAGUAUCUGGUCGCCAAGCUGUUCGACGUAACGCAAAACACUCCACUAGACGAAGCCGUCCGGCGCGCCAAACAGGACGAAAUCAUCAUUCCGUUUGGCGUUGGCAUUGCCGGUACCGUCGCACAAACGAACGAAACCAUCAACAUCAAGGAAGCGUACAAGGAUCCGCGCUUCAACAGCGAAAUCGACCAAAAGACCGGCUACAAAACGAACAUCAUCCUGUCCAUGCCGAUCUGCAACUAUGAGGGGCAGGUGAUUGGGGUGGCGCAGAUCAUUAACAAAACCAAUGGAUCGCCCGAGUUUACCGAACGGGACGUGGAGAUAUUCCGUCGCUAUCUUACGUUCUGUGGCAUUGGCAUCCAGAAUGCACAGCUGUUUGAAAUGUCCGUCCAGGAGUACCGGCGCAAUCAGAUAUUGCUCAAUCUGGCCCGCAGCAUCUUCUCGGAGCAGAACAACCUGGAGUGCUUGGUGACGAAGAUUAUGACCGAGGCCCGCGAACUGCUCAAGUGCGAAAGGUGUGCCGUGUUUCUGCUCGAUCUCGACUGCGGCGAAGCGAACCAUCUCGAGCGGAUAUUGGAACGGCCGGAGAGAACUCAUCAAACCGUUUCGCGCCGCACCAGCCACAACGUGGACGUGGAGGAUGUGCUGCAGCAGCAGAACACGAUCUCGACCCGGUUCACGAUGAUAUUCGAGCUGGGCAGCAGUCAUCAAUCAUCGGCCAAUAUACUGCGACCGUCCGUGAGCGACCUGAACAGCUCCAUGCUGGCCCAGAUAGCGGAGUAUGUGGCUGCGACGGGCGAAACGCUCAACAUUAGCGACGUGCUCGAGUGGCUAAAGGAUAAGUCGAUCUGCCAGCGGCAAACGGUCGUACAGCAGGCCCCGGCAGCGGACGGUACGGUCGCUACGACCGACAGCUUCGACGAGACGCACAGUGUUAAAUCGAUACUGUGCAUGCCGAUCAUCAACGGUCAGAAGACGGUCAUCGGUGUCGCUCAACUAAUUAAUAAGCAAAAUGAUCUACAAUUUACCAACUGUGAUAUCUCCAUCUUCGAGGCGUUCGCCAUCUUCUGCGGGCUCGGCAUCCACAAUACGCAGAUGUACGAGAGUGCCUGCAAGCUGAUGGCCAAGCAGAAGGUCGCCCUCGAGUGUUUGUCGUACCAUGCAACCGCUAGUCAGGAUCAGACGCUGAAGCUGGUCAACGAUACCAUCCAAUCGGCCGAGGAGUACAAGCUGUAUAGUUUUAAGUUCAUCGACUUCGAUCUCGACGACGAUGACACAUGCCGGGCAGCGGUGCGGAUGUUUCUGCAAUGCAAUCUGGUUCAGCAAUUUCACAUUCCCUACGACGUCCUGUGCCGCUGGAUACUGAGCGUGCGGAAGAACUACCGUCCAGUGAAGUAUCACAACUGGCGCCACGCACUGAACGUGGCCCAGACCAUGUUUGCGAUGAUGAAAACCGGCAAGAUGGAACGCUUCAUGACGGAUUUGGAAAUUCUCGGCCUGCUCGUCGCCUGCCUCUGCCACGAUCUCGACCACCGGGGCACGAACAACGCAUUUCAAUCGAAAACCGACAGUCCGCUGGCCAUCCUGUACACGACCAGCACGAUGGAGCAUCACCAUUUCGAUCAGUGCGUCAUGAUACUAAAUUCCGAGGGUAACAACAUUUUCCAGGCACUGUCCCCGGAAGACUUUCGCACGGUGAUGAAAGUCGUCGAGACGGCCAUCCUGUCGACGGAUUUGGCGAUGUACUUCAAGAAGCGCAACCAGUUCCUGGAGCUGAUCGAGAACGGCGAGUUCGACUGGCAGAGCGAGGAGAAAAAAGAAAUCCUGUGCGGCAUGAUGAUGACGGCAUGCGAUGUGAGCGCCAUUGCGAAACCGUGGGAGGUUCAGCACCGGGUGGCCAAAUUAGUGGCGGACGAGUUUUUCGACCAAGGCGAUCUGGAGAAGCUACAGCUCAAUCAGCAACCCGUGGCGAUGAUGGAUCGCGAGCGCAAGGACGAGCUGCCCAAGAUGCAGGUCGGAUUCAUUGACGUCAUCUGUCUGCCGCUGUACAAGGUGCUGACGGAAGCGUUCCCCUGGAUCAGCCCACUGUACGAGGGUACGAUGGACAACCGACAGCACUGGCACGAUCUGGCCGAGAAGGUGGAGAUGGGGCUGACCUGGAUCGAUCACGACACGAUCGACAAACCGGUGGAGGAGUUUGCCGCUGGAAAGGAACCGUUAGCCGACAUCGAGUUCACGGUAACGACGCUCAACUGUGCCCACCCGGAAGACAAAACCGAAACGACGCCCGUGCACGAGCGGAAGCCACGCUUCAGCAGCCUGCGCAAGACGGGUGCGCUUGGGAAGGCCGUCCGCAACAAGCUCUCCAAAUCGGUGCACCACAAUGCGCCGGCCACCGGUAGCGAGCGACCAUCGUCGAUUAUUUCCCAGCCCGGCAGUACCAAGAGCGGCACGGACGACGGCAUGCCAACACCGGUCGGUGGCGAUCACCCUGUGGUGGCGGCUGGACUGGAGACUAAGGAUCACGGCACCGAUCAGCACCACGAACAAGCGAUGUCACACUCUGUCCCGGUGACACCGGCCAGCGGGAUGCCUCCGACACCGGUGCAGGACGGACCGGCGACACAGCCACCAAAGCAUCCCACCAAGCCGGUCAAGAAGCGCUCCAAGCUGUGCAUGCUGUUGUGACCCAAGUUUUACACCGACUCGUCGGAUGAUGCCGGCAGUGGCAGUGGAUCAGCCGCCGACAGGGAGAACGCCGUCUAGAGCGUAUGUGUGUUUGUGUGUGUGAGAGAGCCGCAACGGUGAAGACGUAAGCCAUUUAGCUCAGACGCCGUCCUCCCGGACUUGACCGUAUUGUAGCGUUGUUUUUCGUGUUGUAGCGAAGAAAAAAAAACACAUUCCGUAAACCAGCGGACCAGUCAUGGGAAUCUGGAAAGGGGAAGUGACUGGAGAGGAAGUAAAACGAAUAAUCGGAUCGCUUUUUGGUCACGCUGUUUUAGCAUACACGAUACAAAUUUUCGAACAACCCUGUUGAUGCGGGGCUGUUUGGACACAAGGCUGUUAGUUCAAUGUUGGUUCUUAGUCCUAGUUUUUCCUAGUGUGAAAUUUGUAAUAGUUACGCUGUAGUUAUAAAUAUGCUCAAAAGAAAAUCCCAAAGAGUGUAAGGGCGGUGGACAUGUCUGGGAGUGGUUUGCAAAGGAAGGACAAGGAGAGCUUCCCCAGCCGGCCCAACCGGAUAGGAUACAUCUAAUGGUCAAUUUAGGAAACUUACCAUACAUAACACCACCAGACAACGGUAGGACAGUAAAUUCUUUCCUGUCCUUACUUGUUAUGCAAAUGAGAAUAGGAAAGAGAAUGUGACGUGAAAAAAUUGAAGAAAAAAAAAACAUUCACACAACCCAACCUCCCACAGAAACCAAUUGGUGUUAGCAUCCGUGUGUGAGUGUCUGUUGCACUGUGUUGCAUGUUGAAUCCCGGGUCAGAGAAUGCAAAAACAAUCCCCCUCCUCCCUCUUCCCCAUCUGAAACAAACAUACAAAUGAACCGAGCCAGCGGUUUUCGGUCUGACAGGUUCUGGUGGCAGAACGAAAGUCCUAGUCAUUAGUGGUCGUUUCUAGCAUGCCAUGAUUUCGUAGAUAUUAAGCACUCAGUAUAAGUGUGUGUGAGAGAGAGAAAGAAAGAGAGAGAGAAUGAUAAGUACAGAAAGAGAGAUAGAGAGAAAAAGCUUACCACAUCCUUGGUGUACCGAAUUUUUGUCGGUGUAUUAGUGAUUGUGGUUGCUGUGGCAACACGAAUGUGACUGUGGUUCCCUUUUUCCCUGCAGCUUCUCUACCGGUUGUUGUGGGUUUCUGUGUGAAAAUUGAGACAGAGAGAGAGACAGAGAGAGAGAGAGAUCGUUUUGCGUUGUUAUUCGUUAAGCUACAACAGACCAUAGCAGAUAGAUGUUAGAGUACAUUGAAACCAAAGCAAAAGUCGGUGUAGUUUGCUGUGAGCCGCGAAAGAGACAAACUCCAAAAAUGGUAGAACAAAACAUUGUCCAUAAAAAGCACUGGACGGGAAUGUGUACCACUGCAAAGGUGGAAAACCGUCGCAGGACCAGACCGGCAAGUGAUGGUACGAUUAUCGCUGGCUUGUAAGCUGGAAAAGCUCGUUGCAUGGAAUCGUUACGCUGAUGAAAGCUUGCCGAUAAGAAUGUGAUGUGGGGAGACGGGCAGCGUAGCGGCGCCCCGUGCAGCCAACAAUCGUCCUUUAAUGCAGUCCCACCUAGUGGAAUGACACAAGCUCUUGUUUCCCCUAGCAAUACUACUAGCUCCGCACAUCGCGCUUUAUGCACUGGUGCUAUUGUUUUGUUUGCAGUUGUUGCGCUUUCUCGUCGUAAGGUUGAAAGCAUUUUAUGCUAAGAGAGGAACGAGAGGACGAACCAGCAAGGUGGUUGGUGACGCUUUUGUUAGUAUUUCUUAGUUUACCAUUUUACUUUUCUCGUUUUUGUUCGCAUUGUUCGCAUGAUCUGUUGUACAUUUCAGGUUUAAAUGCUUGGUUGUGCUCUGUUACGCGAGUGCUACUGAUUUUAGUAGAGCUUUUUUGAACGCAUUGUGCUAGUAGUUGGGUUUUCUACACCCGAAACAAUUCAAUCCAUUGUGUGGGAGAUAUGAAUGUGAAGUUUGGAGCAUGACUGUUAAGAAGAACAAGGUUAAAGUGUACGUUAAAGGGUGAAUCCAAAGCAUCUAUUGUUCUUUGUCGCUUGAUCGCUCCUGCAAAUUAUAAAACAAUCCACCAUGUAUCGUUGCGACUGAAAUUUGGAGACGUUUUGAAGCAAUUGUAUAGUUGAUCUAGGAUCUUCUUAGUAAAAAAAUACAGACAUGCCGGAAGCAUCAAACAUGUUAGUAGCAAGAAAAUAAAAAAAAAAAACAUGUUGCUACCCUCCCAAAGAUGGUUUGUUAGAAAGUUUUUCAGCUGGCUUAGCAGAUGAUGGUGCUGAUAGAAAAAUCAAUCUAAACCGUAUGAAACGGCAUGCUAAACAAAUCAGUAAUUAUUAAAUGCGCGGAAAAUAGUACACUUUGCAUGUUCCAAUAAUAAUUAGCUGCUAAAAGAACAAAAACAAAACAAAAAAACAAAUACCGUGUCUUUGAUGGUUAGAAACAUUUUUGUGAUUAUAUAUCGAUAUACUUUUUUGUGAUGCAGCAAACUUCAGUCCAUGCAUGGAGACAAGAGCGUACGAAAGGGUACGAAACACUCCUAUCGGCGAAAGGCAAGAGCAAUGGAGCGAAAGAGAGAGAAAAAAUAUUGUAAGCACUGAAUAA